GACACAUGAGUCCGUAAUUUCCUUCCUUUCACAGAGACAACAUUUGAGAAGAAAGAAUGAUUUUUAGGAUUUGCAUUUUGUUUUACUGUUUUACUCUUUUGUAAGGAGGAGACUUGAAGAAAAAAUGGGGUUCUUCUUCUUCACAUGAAUGCUGUGUUGUCUGUCUUUAUUAUUUCUUUUUGUUUUCUUUUUCUUUUCUCAGUUCAGAAAAGAUGUUGAAAAUCUCAAGUUACUGAAACCUUAAAUUAAUCCAUCACCACCGCCAUUUUCAGUUGUUCACACACAAAAGCGGUGUUCUUGCCUUCGAUUUGAGUUGGUCCCGUUUCUGAGAGAAAAAGGAAAGAAAAUAGGGUUUUUUUUUGUUUAUGUAAUAAAUGCCAAUGGAGAUGGAGAAAAGACGAUUCAAGGGUAGAAGCUUCCUCAGCUUCUUUGAUUGGAAUAGCAAAUCUCAGAAGAAGCUUCUUUUUGACAAACCUAACAACUUACCCGAAGUUUCAAAUCAAGGAAAGGAAAAUGUGGGCAACAUGCCACAGGCACAGAUGAAUAAGAUAAAGGUUGGGGAUAAUGGAGCAAGUCCUGGUAAUGUUGCUGCAAGCUGUGAUUUUAAUUGUGCCCUAUCAAUUAGUAGCGAUGAAGGAUGUGAGACUAAAGCCCCAGGGUUAGUAGCUAGACUCAUGGGUUUGGAUUCAUUACCAGCUUCAACAGUCCCUGAGCUCUCCUCGACUUCAUUGUACGGAUCCAACUCUCUUGGAUCUUCUCAUUGUCAAGAUGGUUCUCUACGUUGCAUGGCUGACUCUUGUCCUGUGGACUGCACUAUGCCACUUAAGCUGGAGAAGUCUUCUUCAGGGGAUAUGAAACCAAAGUCUCAGAAAGUUGGAAAUCUGCCGGCACUAAGGAGAUUUCAGAAUGAAACAUUGCCUCCAAAGUCAGCUAAACCAAUUCCAGUUACUCACAACAAACUUUUGUCUCCUAUCAAGAACCCUGGCUAUGUUCAACCUAGGAAUGUGGCUCAGAUAAUGGACGCGGCUACUAAGAUAAUUGAGGCAAGUCCCCUGCAAUAUGCAAGGAAUGGAAUGUCUUCAGUUGGGCCUUCUUCUGUUCCCUUAAGAAUUCUUGAUCUGAAAGAGCAAUUGGAAGGUGCACAGUAUGAAUCCAAGCUUGUCAAUCGGCACAUUGCUAACCAUGUGAAUGGUAAGCCUAAUGAGAGGAGUAAUUUGUAUAAAGGCACUCUAACAUUCAAACGUUUAGGGGAUUCAGAAAAGAACAGUUCUAGUUAUUUAGGAAAUAAAGGAAAAUCUGCUUCAGUUGUGAUACCAUCCAAAGCCGAUGUUCAGAACAGAGAUACAUCAGCUUUGAAAGGUAAGAAGGGACAUAUGAACUCGAAAGAAGAUAGUAACAUAAAACCAAACCAAUCAUCCCGGAGCCAGAAGAAGCAAUUUACAGACCCGACCCGAGCCAUUCCGCAGAGAGCUUUCACAGGCCAAAAUAGCAAUGUGCUUGGGCAGAAUAACAUAAACCAUAAAGGCAAAUUGACUUCAAAAAGGGAGUCCAAUAAGCCAACAACACGAACUUGGUCUUCAGAAAGCUCUACUGCAGCACGGAAGGCAGCAAAUAAGGGUGCUGCUGUAAAUGGCAAUACUGAGCCCAAUAGGUCAAGUACAAGGGUAAUUGAUUCUCGAAAGGAGUCUACAGUGUCAAAAAGACAGAGUAUUUCUGAAAAGAAAAAGUAUAUUAGUAGGGCUGUUCACAAUGAUACAAGAGGUACUGAGAAUGUAGUUGAUAAUUUUGAGAACAAGUCCAUAAAAUGCAAUAUUACAACUGAUAGAAGUACCAACCAGAAUGCAGUUAGCAUGAGUGAAAGCAAAGAUGUGAUAUCGUUUACAUUUACGUCUCCCUUGGGGAGAACCAUGCCUGAGUCACAGCCCUCGACUGCACAGGUGACAGAAACAAGCAACAGAGUUCAUGCCAAUACUCAUGCUUGUCAUCCUAAGAAGCUAUCAUCAUCUACUCUUGUGAUGGACAGUGACACAAUAGAUGGCGAUACUUUAAGUGUCCUUUUGGAGAAAAUGCUUCAAGAAUUGCCAUCUAGGAUUAACUCACCGCAAUGUACCCUGAUCUCAGAUGAGUCUUCUUCUGGAAGUUGUAAUAUUCAGGAUAACGGUUGUGCUUCAAGUGAUAAUCCGGUGCUUACCAUGAAUCAGCAACUGCAGACAACAGAUCCAAUGGAAGAGCCUAGCUGUGGCAGCAGUGAAAGUGGGAAUGAUAUCGGUUGUCAGCAUUCAGGAGCUGUUAUGCUUUUUGAAAAUCCUGCUGCUGUCGAAAGUUACUUGGAUUGUGAAUAUAGUAUAUUUGGAAGCACGCUUUAUCCUUCCAUACAAGAUGAAGAAGUAUCGAAUUUUUCUCCGUGGUCUGAGCAAAGCUCCGAGGUCACAGAAGGAAGCACAUCCAUCAAACAAUUUAGUGGAAUAUCAAAUGUGAUAGGUUUUAGGAGAUCAACAAGGGAGAUGGAACUCGAAUACAUAAAGGACAUUCUUAGUGCAGAGCUUAUGGCAGAAGAAUUUGUAAUUGGUGAAACAAAUAAGAUCAUAAUGCCAAACCUGUUUGAUAUAUUGGAGAUUCAGAAUGCUGAGAACUACAUAGAGUACUCUAAGCUUGAGAGAAAGGUUUUAUUUGACACCGUGAGUGACUGCUUAGAACUAAGAUACAGAAAAGCUUUUGUUGGAAGCUGCAAAGCAUGGCCUGAAUGGGUGGCAUCAGUUCAGAGAAAGAACUUGUUGGCAGAAGAAUUAUUAAAAGAGAUAAUCAGUCUUAGAAGCAUGGAAGAGGUAGUAAUGGUGGAUGAACUUGUGCAUAAGGACAUGAGCAUUGGAUUGGGUAGAUGGAUUGACUUCGACAUUGAAGCCUUUGAAGAGGGUUUAGAUGUUGAAUUUGGCAUAGUGACCAAUUUGAUUAACGAAUUGGUUUAUGAGUUGAUGAUUGUUUAACACCUUGGUGGUGAGUUACAUUUGUUUGUCUAACACAUUGGUAAACCAGUAACCAAAUUGUAUCUGCCAUAACAUUUACAAUGAAGUAAAGAAUGGAUGUCAUUCAAAUUCAUGCCUUU
This is a messenger RNA of Arachis stenosperma, 3103 nucleotides long. RefSeq lists its product as uncharacterized. The record is from RefSeq and is a predicted model, not a curated record. The transcript has 5 exons. The coding region runs from base 375 to 2984 and encodes 869 amino acids. Lineage: Eukaryota; Viridiplantae; Streptophyta; Magnoliopsida; Fabales; Fabaceae.